Molecule: messenger RNA, 801 nt
Organism: Cryphonectria parasitica EP155
Lineage: Eukaryota; Fungi; Ascomycota; Sordariomycetes; Diaporthales; Cryphonectriaceae
Exons: 1
Coding region: 515-799 (94 amino acids)
Source: RefSeq, a predicted model, not a curated record
UGGUUCUGUGCAAGAAAGGCCCCUGUUUGUUAUCCGGCCCCCAGUCUGCCAAGCCCUAAGACUUUCUAUUCCGGUACGACGGGUGGAUAAUUUGGAGAGGACCGUUACCAUUCUACCAGAGUAUCUCCGUUGCAGCGGGGUGAUUUCGUGAGAUUGCGUUGAGCAGGAUUUAUUGGUUCUUAAUGCAUCCCGGGGAACUAGUGGCUUCGCUUGCUACGAUGGAAUAUUACCACUAUGCAGGAAUGCAUCUGCUCGGAAAAGAAUAUAUAACGCAAGGUCUGGUCGUGUGCUCACAUCAUGGGCGCGUAUUAGUAGUACUGCUGUGAGCGUUCCGUCCCUACGUUUUCUCGUGUGGUAAUACCUAGAGCCGCACCAAGGUGUUUCGUUCAGUACCUCUCUUCUUUACCUCCAACCCCAACAAUCGCUCAUUCGCCAUCGUUUGAGACAUCCACAGCCAGCAAACAUAUUCCUUCAACAUUCUACCUAAACCAAUAUCAAAUUUACAGCCGACAAGAUGAAGACCACCUUUCUUGCCCUGCUCUGUAUCGCGGCAUCGGCGACGACGGCCUUUGUGAUUCCAUCACCAAGACAGAGCCCGCUUGUCCAGGACAACAACGUGGCGAUCACCGAGCCUUCUGCGCAGGAGAUACCUGAGACGGAGAUCGUGGUAGAUGACUUCCAUGACAACCAACAGGACGUUGAACCCAUGGUGGAAUCAUGUUUUUGUGCUGGUGGGUCGAUCUGCUGUAACCUCACGGGGGGCGAGACGGACUGUGGGUUCGGGACGUGCGGCAUCUGAGC